GGGCUGGGAACCUGUGUACGACGGCAAACGACAGCACCCUAAACAGCUGACUUAAUCGGGCUAAUGAAGAACAUAAGUUCAUUUUGGACUGGUUUCUCUUAUUCCCUCUGCUGGGGUAGCAGUAGUGCCCGCUGCCCAGCCUGCCCUCAGCAGUGCUGCUGAAUAGCGUUGUAAAUGGAGGAAGCCCCGCCCAGACUAUGUGCAGUGCUGACGUGCGUCGGUGCCUCACGUGACUCCUGUGGAAUGUUAACAAUGCAGUAAGUGUCCAACUUUGUACUGCAUUUCUAAAUCUGCCGAGAGGAGCAAGAAGAAAAUGGAGGACGGGCUCAGCACAUUUAAAGUGUGCUUUUUAUGAGACGAAUCAGCUCUUCGGCACUCAAGUAACCGAUGUUGAAAGUCCACAACUCCACUUUAUUCCCUGUACAGGAUUUACAUCUCUUUCACAUGGCAAAGAUGCAAACCAGGACAGAAUGGAACCAGCCCUCUUGUAUGACCCCUUUCAUGUUGUGGGAGGAAGGGGAGUGUGACCCCUAAAAGGGGGCGAUGUGAUCCAGUAGGAGGCAGAGCUGGACAAAGAAGAUCUGCUACAAAUUUCCAAAAGAGUCCCAAUCUCCUCUCAGAUCUACCCCACUGCAGAGCCUUAUCUAUUUAGGUCAGACCCAUUCAUAGCUGAGCUUUGUGUGUGUGUUUGUGUUUGCUGUGUGUUUUUGUAGGGGUCUUUGAUUUUAUUAUUUUUGCUCAUACACUUGAGAUGUGUAAGUGAGUACAUGUGGAGUAAAUUUGCCGUUGUGCAGUAUUGGGGAUUGCUUGUGAGUCAGUGUUAGCAGCCCAGUUGAUCAGGUUAGAUCCACUCAUGAGGCCAAAAACCUUCCCCGCUGCCCCGUAUGUGGGCAACACGCGUCAGCGCCUGCAAGAGAUCAAGGAGGGACUGAAGCAGCCAGCUAAGCUUGUGAGCCAGGCACUACAUGGGGGGAGUUCUCGAGGAGAAGGGGGCAGAGGUGGGGACUGUAAAAGUAAAGAUCAAGCUGGAAGACAGCAGCAACUCCGACAGCCACAGAAGUUCAACAACUACCAGAACGCCCUGCGAGAAAUCCGCAAAUCUUUGAUGCCUUUCGCCAAUGAGUCUGGUCCGGCAUCAAGCUCAGCACACCCCAGCGGAGAUGUCAACAGACAGAUGCUGCAGGAGCUGGUCAAAGCUGGAUGUGAUCAAGAAAUGGCGAUACGGGCACUGAAACAAACUGGCAGUCGUAACAUAGAGGCAGCAUUGGAGUAUAUCAGUAAGAUGGGCUACCUAGACCCUCGCAAUGAGCAGAUUGUACGCGUCAUCAAACAGACCUCCCCAGGUAAAGGUGGCAUGCCCAAUUCAAUAGACCACAGACCACCGAUGGAGCCCUCCAAUGAAGGAGCAAUGCCUCCUUACCACCAGAUGGGAACACCGCUGUAUGAGGGAGCUGGCUAUGGGGCAGAGGGGGAGAUGGCACGUCCCUACAUGGGCGGUCCACCUGUCAUGAAUUUCAUGAUGCCGCCCACCAGCUCUGCACAGGGUCCUGCAAUGGGGAACCCCAUGGGUCGUCCUCCCAGCAUGGGUGCCUAUCCUUCGGGCAUGACUUCUCAAAAUGCCCAAGGUACACCCAUGUACCCCUCUGGCCCUGCCCAGCAGAAAGGGUAUGCAGGGGGCAUGGAUCAGGCCAUAAUGGGCUACAGUGUGCCUGGUCCACCCAUGCAGCUUCAGUCCCAGUCACCAGGAGGGCCCAGCCCUCAUUAUGACUACAGACCUCAUAUAAUGGAGCCAAGCAGCUAUAGUAUCAAACGGAGUGCUUCCUUCCAGAACAAGAUGCCCCCUCUGGCACCAGACAACUACGUCAAUAUGCAAGGCAAAGGGGCAAUGGGCCAAAAUGGUGGCGGCUUCCCUCCUAACCUUUACUUACCUCCCCACUCACACCCCCGUCAGGCCAGCCCAACCUCACACCAGGUCCACAUGAUGUCACGCUCCCCCGGAGCAGCUGCAGCAGCUAUGGGUGCUGAGUUCUCAGAUAUCCCCCAAGGUCUUCUUACGCCUUCCAGGGCCAGCCUCAACCUUGACCUAUACGACCACCACUGGGCAGGAGCUCAGGGCCCAGAGGCAGCGCCUCCAGCCAGGCAACCACAGGGGCCCUUCAGGGGGGAGGUACGUGUCCCCAGCAGGACCAACUCUUUCAACAACCACCAAAAGGUCAAUGUAAGACAGGCCAUGCCUGCUGCUACCAGUGUAGCUGGCAAACAGGAGGCUGGCAUGGGCCCACCAAACACCAUCACUGCAGUGACGUCUCCACCGAUCCAGCAGCCUGUUAAGAGCAUGAGAGUAAUGAGACCAGAGCCCAAGACUGCAGUUGGCCCGUGCCACCCAGGCUGGCUAACUGCACAAGCCCAGGAUGCUCCUGAGACUCAUGGGUACUUGCCUGAUGAAAGCUUUACCUUGGAACACACCCAAGAGCUCCGGUGUCCACCACCACCAUACCCCAAAACACUGCUCCUGUCUGGAGCCACAGCAGGACCAGAAACAGCACCUUUGGAAGGUGGGGCUAUACCCGCAGCUUCAGACCACAGUGCCCCAGGCAGGCCCGCCCCGAAUGCUGCAACAGUAAAGCAAGAAGAGCCUCUCACCAAAGACAAAUCUAAGCCAGGAAAAGGAGAGAAAGCUGUGAAAGAUAAGAAGCAGAUUCAGACCUCACCAGUACCGGUGCGGAAGAAUGCCCGUGAUGAGGAGAAGAGAGAGUCACGCAUCAAGAGCUAUUCUCCUUUUGCCUUCAAGUUUUACAUGGAGCAGCAUGUAGAAAAUGUUAUGAAGACCUACCAACAGAAGCUCAAUCGCAGGCUGCAGCUGGAGCAGGAGAUGUCCAAGGCUGGUCUAUCUGAAGCAGAGCAGGAGCAGAUGAGAAAGAUGCUGAACCAGAAAGAGUCCAACUACAACCGACUGCGCCGUGCCAAGAUGGACAAGUCUAUGUUUGUGAAAAUUAAAACACUUGGAAUUGGAGCCUUUGGUGAGGUAUGUCUGACCCGUAAGGUGGACACAGGAGCUUUGUAUGCCAUGAAGACUCUCAGAAAGAAAGACGUCCUGAACCGCAACCAGGUGGCUCAUGUUAAAGCAGAACGAGAUAUUUUAGCAGAGGCUGAUAACGAGUGGGUGGUCCGGCUGUACUACUCAUUUCAGGACCGGGACAGCUUGUAUUUCGUUAUGGAAUACAUUCCUGGGGGAGACAUGAUGAGCCUGCUGAUCCGUAUGGGGGUUUUUCCUGAGCCGCUAGCCAGGUUCUAUGUGGCUGAGCUCACGCUAGCCAUUGAGAGCGUGCAUAAGAUGGGCUUUAUCCAUAGAGACAUCAAGCCUGACAACAUCCUCAUUGACCUGGAUGGACAUAUCAAGCUGACUGAUUUCGGCUUGUGCACAGGGUUCCGUUGGACACACAACUCAAAGUAUUACCAGAAAGGGAACCAUAUUCGGCAGGAUAGUAUGGAACCAAGUGACUUCUGGGAUGAUGUGUCAAACUGUCGCUGUGGUGAUCGGUUGAUAACACUGGAACAGCGGGCAGCCCGUCAGCAUCAGCGUUGCCUUGCACAUUCUCUGGUGGGCACUCCCAACUACAUUGCACCUGAAGUGCUACUGCGGAAAGGAUACACCCAGCUAUGUGACUGGUGGAGUGUGGGAGUGAUUCUGUUUGAGAUGCUGGUGGGCCAACCCCCCUUCCUUGCUCCAACCCCUACAGAGACACAAAUCAAGGUGAUCAAUUGGGAGAGCACGCUGCAGGUUCCCCCGCAAGUGAAACUCAGUCCCGAGGCUGUUGACAUCAUCGGACGUCUCUGCUGCUCGGCGGAGGAGCGUCUGGGGGGUAAUGGUGCUGGAGAGAUCAAGGCCCACCCUUUCUUUGUCCAGGUGGACUUCUCCAGUAACCUUCGCACUCAGCUCGCUCCUUACCGGCCUAAGAUCACCCACCCAAUGGAUACUUCCAACUUUGACCCUGUGGAGGAGGAGGGAGCUCCGGGGGCAUGGAGUGACAGUGGAGACAGCACUCGCGCUUGGGAUACCCUCUGCUCUCCAAACGGCAAACACCCUGAACAUGCCUUCUAUGAGUUCACCUUCCGCAGGUUCUUCGAUGAUAACGGCUGUCCGUUCCGCUAUCCUAAACCCCCUGAAGAGAUACAGGGACCCCCGGGCAGUAGUGCGGCAAGCAGCGUGGGCCCUGAAGAGGAGGAGGAGGAAGAUGAGGAGGACGAAGAAGAAGAACAAGGAGAGGGCUGUGAGCCUGUGUAUGUGUAGAUGUGGAGAGAGGGUCCACAUGCUGCUUUAGCAUUACCCAGUGUAGACUUCAAUAGAUAACACACAGGCCAUUGUGCUUUUUCUCCAUGGUGUGCAUUUAUGGUGUGGAUGAAAAGAAGAGAUGACAAAAACACCAGACGAAAUGCAUUUUAUUACUCUAACACAAUCCUGCAGGAUCUUUUACUUGUUCAAGGAUUUAUGCUUCUAACUGAAACUGCAAUCUGGGACCAAGAAAGCACGUCACAUAGUCUAGGGACAUGGAUUAAUGAAUCUGAUUCUACAGAUAGCAGAGACAUGCCAUCUGUGGAUAUCAGUCAAAGCACUCCAUUCUUAUGGUCUACUGUGUCCCAUUCCUUGAUUCUUCAGCCCUAUGUGUGGGCUGAGACAGCUCCAGUGUGGCAUAGGAUGCUAACGCUUCCUCCUUGUCUCUGAGCCUGGUGAUGCCAACACAGCCAUUCCUAAUUCCAGAGGAGCAACUGUGAUCAUGUCACUGGAAACAGUACAAGGCUGAAAUUGCGAUGGUUGUGUGUUAUUAGGUUGAUAAUUAUUAACUCAUAUGACCAGACAGUUUCAACAAAAUCCAACUACCCUGCUUAAUCUAAAACCAUAUGAGCCCACAUAUUUAUAGAUAUAGUUCCUGUUGUCAUGUUUAGCCAUGUCAACACAAAAGCCUAGGAGAUCUAAUAAAAAGUCUCUAUGGAGCCUUCCUAAUAACAAAAGCAACAAUAUACAUGCAUUAAAAUAAGAUAUGGCUCAGGUUAUUUCCCUCUUUGUUGUGAGGAAAACUAAAAAGUACAGAAAUAUCUUGAUUCAGAAAUGAUUUUCUGAUGCCUCCUAGUGGUUUCAAAACCACAGUUACAAUGAAACACUGACGCUUGAUGCUUUUGAACGUCCAUCAGCAGAAUUGGUGCCAUCAGAUGUUCUUAAGGCACAAAAUCCUAAAGUUAGAAAAGCAAUGAAAUUCAUAGGGUAAUACAUUAAUAUUGUAACAGAUCAUAAAAUGUUCUCAGCAGAGAACCAAUCAAAGAGUUUUUUUCAGCUGUUUGCUAUAUGUUUGUGCUAUAUAUUCAAAUAUGGAUGCUUUUAUCUGCAUCUCACACUUUUCUCAGAUAUUGGUUCUGAACUCAGUUCUGUCUCUGUCUCCAGUUACCUUUAAAAGUAAUAACUGCUUUUCACAUCCAGCAUGUAUUAGUACUAAGCAUCAAAGAAUCUGGGCCUGUCCUGUUGCUUAAUAUCAGCACCUGGGCAUGUUCUGCAUGCCAGCUUAAAUACUUUUCAUCAAGUUAUUUGCUUUAUGGUUCAAGGUAAUGUAUUUAGUUGAAUAAGGAGGUCUUAAGAAUCAGGGGAUUUAUUGUUCACCUUUCUGGGAAUAUGUCUACCCAAAAAAGUAACCUAUUCAACAUAUGAAAUGUUGAAUAUUCAACAGUAACCUAUUUAACAUGUGAAAUGAUGUUGGCAACCUCGGCGAAAUUUGAAGUCACUGCACCAUCGUAACACAUAUCCACACACAUACACUACACAGUAUUAUACACAGGCAGUCUUUGACUGAAGUACGAACAGUAUCUUAUCAGGCAGUAAUGGAAAGGGUAAUGGACAACAGUGAAACAAAGUGGCAGAGGAAAUAAAGAAAUGUAUGUGAUGGUAUGACUAUGUGCAAUACAGAAAAUACAUAAUAUAGUUUUCUAAUCACACAGAUAGCCUGUUCCACUUUAAUACUGAGAUACACUACAUAAAAGUAAAUAUAUAUCAGUUUAUGUAUUUUCAGUAUAGUUAACUGACCCAAUGCUGCUCAUUGUUAUUGAUGUUACAAAGUACAUUAUCCUCAUACUUUCAUAUAUGCUUUUUCAUUUUUUUCUACUCUUUUUUUUUUUUUUAAAGUGUGGUAUUGGUUGACAGUGUAAUUGUUGUGGGAUGUGACAAACUGUGUGCCUUCUAAUGAAUGUGUGGGUGUGUCCACCACAUGCUGAUCAGUAUUGAGGAUGAGAUGGAAACGUGCCUUCUGCCUUCACUCAGGCUGGUCCUGAAUGUUUGGGAGAGGGCAUUUAGAAGAGAGUGAGGAAAUGAACGAGAUAAUAAGAUUGGAAUGAAAAUGAGUUAUGAAAUGAGUUUUUCACAUGUUGAAGGAGUUGUAAGAGGAUGAGGAGAGGGUGAUGAUUAACAAAUUUAAGUGCUUGUUUUUAAUCUUGUGUAAGAUAAUGAGGUGGUGGCCAUAUUGAAUUGUAUUAAUAAUGUCCAUUUGAUUUGAUCAGUGAUAAACCAAUUUGCAGUGAGUAACUGUACAAAACGUUCUAUAUACCAGCAUUAACUUUUAUGCUAAUUGACAAUCGUUGAUAUACUUAACCGUCUAAUUUGUUCAGACCAAGGAGUUACAUCAACCAUCCUUUACGGUAUCUGAUACACUGACUGGAAGAACCCAAGUCUACAAUCCAUGAUGGCCUCUUAUAUAUUGUCAAGAGUAUAUUUAAGUACAAAUCUUAGUGACAAUUUACAACAAAUUGUCUUCUAUGUGUUAUUUAAUAUUGACAUCAUACCUUUGGUUCAAGUGAAACUAAUUUGUGGACUUUGAAAACUGAAGUGCUUUGUAGAGCUUGACAGCAAAUGUGGCAGAUGUUCUGCUUGCCCAUAUUCAUCAGGAUGGACCACUCAGUGAAGAAUUUAGCGUUUUAGGAGACAGUCCUCAUAGAGUCAGUUUUAGAGGUCAUGUGUGAGUGUUUGUGUGAUGUUUUGGAUGGAUUUUCUGUACUUUACUUUUGAAAGUGCUGGCUGACAAUCUUCGAUUGACUAUUAUGUAAUCUGAUAAUGGGACUUUUUCUUUUGUGUGCCUUUUUUUGUAUUUCAGUGCUUGAGUGGGGUGGGACUUCUUUAUGACUUCUGUGAUCUUCCUUAAUGUAUUAUAUAAUACAGUUACUAUUGGAUAUAUAUAAAUAUAUAUUUAUACAGAUAUACAUAUUUUUUGUAUCUAUUAUUUUUCAUUUUUCUGAGCUAACUUUUGAACUUCCGUGUCUACAGUAUUACAGACAAUAAACAUUUGGAUUCAUAUCUUUUUUUUACAUAUAUGUAUGAACCAAGAAUUUGUUAAAAAUGCUUUCACUGUUCUCACGUGUAAAUGUAUAUGUCUAAAUUAAAUUAAAUAAAUCAUCCGGUU
Colossoma macropomum (tambaqui) is the source of this 7436-nucleotide messenger RNA. It is a transcript of the gene lats2, whose product is annotated as large tumor suppressor kinase 2. NCBI's taxonomy places the organism in Eukaryota, Metazoa, Chordata, Actinopteri, Characiformes, Serrasalmidae. Gene Ontology annotation, molecular function: protein serine/threonine kinase activity; ATP binding; protein binding. The record is from RefSeq and is a predicted model, not a curated record. The coding region runs from base 854 to 4291 and encodes 1145 amino acids. Gene Ontology annotation, biological process: regulation of organ growth; G1/S transition of mitotic cell cycle; positive regulation of apoptotic process. Gene Ontology annotation, cellular component: spindle pole; nucleus. The transcript has 8 exons.